Messenger RNA from Helianthus annuus (common sunflower), 4330 nucleotides. RefSeq names its product stromal processing peptidase, chloroplastic. Bases 87 to 3863 code for a protein of 1258 amino acids. Gene Ontology annotation, molecular function: metal ion binding. Lineage: Eukaryota; Viridiplantae; Streptophyta; Magnoliopsida; Asterales; Asteraceae. The record is from RefSeq and is a predicted model, not a curated record. The transcript has 25 exons.
AUCAAACUUUGCAUUCCAUACUUUGUUUGGUGGCGGUGAAGAUAUUCACAGACUCCCUCUGGAUUUCCCCUUCAUUCUACAAAUCAAUGGAAGCUUCUUCAUCAAUCAUCACACACCCAUUAAACCUCAACCACAAGCCCUCAUCUUCCUUUAACAAACCCAAAACUCUUCGAUUCUUACCGGGUGUCAACAAGACUGUUACUUUUCGCCGUUUUCAUCCACACACCCGCCGGACCGCCGUUGCUCCGCCCAGUUACUUCACCAGUAAGAUUGCUGGGGAUAGAUGUGUUUUUCCUUUGGACAAAUCGUCGGGUCAAAGGCCAUUGCUAGAUCAAUGUACGCGAUUUUCUUGCUUUCAUCAUGGGCGGAGAAAACGGUUUCCUAUAUGCAAAUCAAGCCCAGGAGCAUUUUCUGACAAAUCUGUGUUUCAUCUGUCAAAGCAUGGAGUAGACAAUGUUUUUGGAAAGCGGGUUAGGGUUCCCUGUGCAGCUGUGGGUCCCGACGAGCCACAUGCAGCAAGUACAGCCUGGCCAGAGGGUGUUUUGGAGCAGCAAUCUUCUGAUAGUUUUACGGUUAACUCAGAAAGCAGUGAAUGGCGGGAACUAGAACGGUUUUUAGGUGCUCAACUUCCAUCCCACCCGAAGUUAGUUAGGGGACAACUAGAAAACGGUCUCCGUUACCUCAUCUUGCCCAACAAAGUUCCACAAAACAGGUUUGAAGCCCACAUGGAGAUACAUGCGGGAUCAAUUGACGAGGAAGAUGAUGAGCAAGGUAUUGCACAUAUGAUCGAGCAUGUUGCAUUUCUCGGAAGUAAGAAGCGUGAAAAACUUCUAAGAACUGGUGCACGCUCAAAUGCUUACACCGAUUUUCAUCAUACGGUUUUUCAUAUCCAUUCACUAACUUCUAUGCAGGAUUCCGACGAGGAUCUACUUCCGUCUGUUUUGGAUGCUUUGGAUGAGAUUGCUUUUUACCCAAAGUUCGUUACUUCUCGGGUUGAAAAAGAAAGGCGUGCCAUACUAUCAGAGCUACAAAUGAUGAACACUAUUGAGUACCGUGUUGACUGCCAGCUGUUGCAACAUUUACAUUCUGAGAAUAAGUUGAGCAAAAGAUUCCCGAUAGGUCUCGAAGACCAAAUUAAGAAGUGGGAUGCAGAAAAGAUCAGAAAGUUCCAUGAACGGUGGUACUUCCCAGCAAACGCAACUUUGUAUAUUGUGGGAGAUAUAGAUAACAUUGCAAAGACAGUCAACCACAUCAAAGCUGUUUUUGGACCGAAACACGUGGCCGAGACCCCCGUAGCACCUAAAACUAGUGCAUUUGGUGCAAUGGCCAAUUUCCUUGUUCCUAAAUUCACAGGCGGGAUAUCUGUUGACUCAUCAAGCGACAAAACAUCUCUUCCUGCGAACCAAUCAAAACUUCCUAAAAAAGAAAGACAUGCGGUUCGCCCUCCUGUUGAACAUAAUUGGUCCCUUCCCGGGAGACACGAGGAUCUAAAGUCGCCUCAAAUAUUUCAGCAUGAACUGCUUCAAAAUUUUUCAAUCAACAUGUUCUGCAAGAUUCCUGUGAACAAGGUCCAGACGUAUGGUGAUUUGCGUAAUGUUCUUAUGAAAAGAAUAUUCCUUUCGGCUUUGCAUUUUCGCAUUAACUCGAGAUAUAAGAGUUCUAGUCCUCCAUUUACAUCCAUUGAGUUAGAUCACAGUGAUUCUGGACGAGAGGGAUGCACAGUCACUACUCUUACUGUAACUGCCGAACCUCAGAGCUGGCAAGGUGCAAUUAAAGUGGCUACACAAGAGGUUCGCAGGCUUAAGGAAUUUGGUGUUACAAAAGGAGAAUUGGCUCGUUAUCUUGAUGCAUUACUUAAAGAUAGUGAACAGAUGGCUGCUAUGUGUGAUAAUAUUUCGUCAGUCGAUAAUUUGGAUUUCGUUAUGGAGAGUGAUGCUCUUGGGCAUAUGGUUAUGGAUCAUAAACAGAGUUAUGAAAGCUUGAUCAAUGUUGCUGGAACAAUCACCCUCGAAGAAGUGAAUUUCAUUGGCGCACAAGUAUUGGAGUACAUAUCGGAUUUUGGAAAACCAUCGGCGCCUGUACCCGCAGCCAUUGUCGUAUGUGUUCCAAAAAAAGUACACGUUGAUGGAGUAGGUGAAAUCGAUUUCAAGAUAUCCCCGAGUGAGAUAACUGCUGCAAUCGAAGAAGGUUUAAAGGAACCCAUAGAGCCCGAGGCAGAGUUUGAGGUACCAAAGGAAUUGAUAACCUCAACAGAGCUGGAUGAUUUGAAGUUACAACUUAAACCGUCUUUCAUAUCUACCGGUUUAGAUUCAAACGCUGCUAAAGUUCAUGACAACGAAACCGGCAUCACCCAAUGUCGUCUCUCAAAUGGAAUUUCUAUUAACUACAAGAUAUCCAAAACCGAAAAAUGCGGCGGGGUGAUGCGGCUAAUAGUAGGCGGUGGACGGGUGGCAGAAACACCGGAAACAAAAGGAGCGGUUGUUUUGGGUGUUAGAACAUUGAGUGAAGGGGGACGUGUUGGUAACUUUACAAGGGAACAGGUUGAGCUUUUCUGCGUGAAUAAUUUAGUUAAUUGUUCACUGGAGUCCACAGAAGAAUUUAUUUGUAUGGAGUUUCGUUUUACUACACGCGACAAUGGAAUGCGUGCUGCUUUCCAAUUGCUUCAUAUGGUACUUGAGCGUAGUGUGUGGCUAGAAGAUGCAUUUGAUAGAGCGAGACAACUGUAUUUAUCGUAUUAUCGCUCUAUUCCAAAAAGCUUGGAACGAUCAACUGCUCACAAACUCAUGAUAGCUAUGUUGGAUGAAGACGAACGGUUUGUGGAGCCCACACCAUAUUCAUUACAAAAUUUGACUUUGCAAACGGUAAAAGAUGCAGUGAUGAAUCAGUUUGCCAGUGAUAACAUGGAGGUGAGCAUCGUUGGGGAUUUUUCAGAAGAGGAUAUCGAGUCUUGUGUAAUGGAUUACCUAGGCACGGUUAGAGCAUCGAGAGGUGCUGACAUGGCACUGAGUUACGAUCCAAUCAUCUUUAGACCGUCACCUCAUGAUUUGCAUUUUCAGCAAGUGUUCUUGAAGGACACUGAUGAGAGAGCAUGUGCUUACAUUGCGGGCCCUGCACCGAACCGCUGGGGAUAUGCAGUUGAUGGAACAGACUUUCUUGAGUCCAUAAGUAAAGUUUCAGUUAGUAAUGGUGUACAACCGGAAACUGAAGGACAGCUUGUGAAGUCCGAUAACAUCAACUUUCACAUGCAAAGAUCUAGGAAUCACCCACUUUUCUUUGCAAUUGCAGCGGGAUUGUUGGCAGAGAUAAUUAAUUCGAGGCUUUUCACUGAAGUCAGAGACGCCCAAGGAUUAACAUACGAUGUAUCUUGUGAGUUAAACCUAUUCGACAGGUUAAAUCUUGGGUGGUAUGUUAUUUCUGUAACAUCUACACCGAGCAAGAUACAUAGGGCUGUUGAUGCUUGCAAGAACGUCUUAAGAGGCUUGCAUAGUAAAAAGAUAGCCGACCAUGAACUCGACCGGGCCAAACGGACCCUGCUGAUGAAACACGAAACGGAAACCAAAUCAAAUGCUUACUGGCUUGGGUUGAUAUCCCAUUUGCAGGCUGCUUCUGUCCAUAGGAAGGAUAUUUCAUGCAUCAAAGAUAUGACAAUGCUAUAUGAAGCUGCCACUAUUGAGGAUGUAUACCUGGCAUAUGAACAGUUGAAAAUCGAUGAUCAAUCGCUAUACUGUUGCAUCGGCAUUGCUGGUGCUAAGGCUGAUGAUGAAGUUUCAGGCUCUUUACAAGAGGAAGAAUACGUUGGAGGUCUGCAUGGUGUUCUUCCUGUGGGUCGUGGGUCCCACGCCGUGACCAUGCCGACAACUUAAUCAUUCUAGAUUCGUGAUAUUUAUCUAGUGCCCAGAUGAAGACUAACCUCACGGUACCUCAGCGAUGUUUAAAACGACCUAUUUUAUCAGCAGCUAAAACACCAGGUAAAACAUUGAAGAAGUAUAAGGGAAUUCAUGAACAAUAAAUCCCAAACAGUCUAAUUGCAGGAAACCACUGGCUCUUGUGUAUGCAAUGCAUUUGUCUUCUAGUCGAGCCAUAAAUGAGCGAUGUACAAGUUAACACACCCGGCCAAUUCAUUCGAGUUUUUUUUUUUUUUUUUUUUUUUGUUUAGGUAUUUGAAUUCCUGAUAAUGUGUAGAUAUUUAGUUGAUCUUACAAAUUUUUGCGUACUUUAGCGACUAUCAUCAACCUGGAUCCGAAAGUCUAAUUGAUCGAAGGAUGUACACCAACUUCACAAGUUUACAUAUUGAAUUCCCAAAAUGUUGUCUUAACGUUCAUUUGGUGAA